Molecule: messenger RNA, 1160 nt
Organism: Mesitornis unicolor (brown roatelo)
Lineage: Eukaryota; Metazoa; Chordata; Aves; Mesitornithiformes; Mesitornithidae
Product: protocadherin-17-like
Exons: 1
Coding region: 1-618 (205 amino acids)
Source: RefSeq, a predicted model, not a curated record
AUGCCACAGUUCCCUGCAGCCAGUCAGGCUGAGAAUGCAGAUUAUCGCACAAAUCUCUUUGUACCCGCAGUUGAAGCUAAUGUUGAGACUGAGACAUACGAAACUGUGAAUCCCACUGGGAAAAAGACUUUUUGUACAUUUGGGAAAGACAAGAGAGAGCACACUAUUCUCAUUGCCAAUGUUAAACCUUACUUAAAAGCCAAACGUGCCCUGAGUCCUCUGCUUCAGGAGGUUCCCUCAGCAUCGAGCAGCCCAACCAAGACAUGCAUUGAGCCUUGCACCUCAACAAAAGGACCACUGGAUGGUUGUGAAGUGAAAUCAGGAGCAUUGGCUGAACCAAGCAGCCAGUACUUGUCAACUGACAGUCAGUAUCUAUCGCCUAAUAAACAGUCAAAAGACGUUCCCUUCAUUGCAUCAGAUCAGAUGGCUAGGGCCUUUGCAGAUGUGCAUUCCCGAGUGAGCCGAGACUCGAGUGAGAUGGACUCUGUUCUGGAACAGUUAGACCGUUCAGCCCGGGAUCUAGGCAGGGAAUCGGUGGAUGCUGAGGAAGUUGUGAGAGAAAUAGACAAGCUCUUGCAGGACUGUCGGGGAAGUGACCCUGUGGCCGUCAGAAAGUGAGGGGGAAAAUAAGGACAGGCUGGCAGUUACGUUCCUCUUCUACUGAUUAAAAGUAAAUAAAUAAAUCCCCUGGUCGUAACAGAUUUACAGGAAUGAAGGAAGACCAAUGCUGCUUUAAGGCUUUUAGUGAACAUCUGAAGUGCCCACAAGUAUGUUCUUUUCACUGCUCUUUCUUUUUGACAAAUAACACUGGUUUCAUUUUGACCAAACUUUCAUUAGGACAGAAUCAAGUACACUAAGAACAAAAGGAAAGAAGGAAAGACGGUGCCAUUUUGACAAUCUGAUAGGAAGAUGUGAGAAAGGUGGAAUGGAAAUAUGUCUGAUACUUUAAGACUGUCCUCAAUAGCUGAUGCUGACUUUACUGUUUACGUAUAAACCCCAAGAAAAACAGGGUUGAAUAAUUCUAAUCUGUGGUGGAUUUCCAGCAGUCUCCGCAGGCUUCUACUAAAAGUCCUAAAAUGAGUUCUUGUAGUAGUCCUAGCGACACCAAACAUUAACAUUCAUUUGUGGUAAACACGUAUGUACAAAGUUACCUGCCACAA